This is a messenger RNA of Mastomys coucha (southern multimammate mouse), 951 nucleotides long. Its product is annotated as olfactory receptor 4F3/4F16/4F29-like. The transcript is spliced from 3 exons. Gene Ontology annotation, cellular component: membrane. The record is from RefSeq and is a predicted model, not a curated record. Gene Ontology annotation, biological process: G protein-coupled receptor signaling pathway. Gene Ontology annotation, molecular function: G protein-coupled receptor activity; olfactory receptor activity. Lineage: Eukaryota; Metazoa; Chordata; Mammalia; Rodentia; Muridae. Bases 1 to 951 code for a protein of 316 amino acids.
AUGGAAGGAGUGAACCAGUCUGUGGUGUCAGAGUUUGUGUUCCUGGGACUCACCAACUCCUGGAGUAUUCAACUAUUGCUCUUUGUGUUCUCCUCCAUGUUUUAUGUGGCAAGCAUGAUGGGAAACUGCCUCAUUGUGUUCACUGUGGCAUCUGACCCUCACUUACACUCUCCCAUGUACUUUCUGUUGGCUAACCUCUCUUUCAUUGACUUAGGUGUUUCUUCUGUUACUUCACCAAAGAUGAUUUAUGACUUAUUUAAAAAACACAAAGUCAUCUCCUUUACAGGUUGUGUUACUCAAAUAUUUUUCAUUCAUGUUAUUGGUGGCACUGAGAUGGUACUGCUCAUAGCUAUGGCCUUUGACAGGUAUGUGGCCAUAUGCAAACCAUUACGCUAUCUGACCAUCAUGAGCCCACGGAUGUGCCUGCUAAUAUUAGUUGCUGCUUGGAUCAUUGGCCUCAUCCAUUCAUCAGCCCAGCUGGCUUUUGUUAUAAACUUGCCAUUCUGUGGCCCUAACAUACUAGACAGCUUUUAUUGUGACAUACCACGACUCAUCAAGCUUGCAUGCACAGAUACUUAUAAACUGGAGUUCAUGAUUACUGCCAAUAGUGGGUUCAUUUCCUUGAUUGCAUUCUUCUUACUUAUCAUCUCCUACGUCUUUCUUCUCACCACUGUUCAGAAGCAUGUCUGGAAACAUUCUUCAGGUGGUUCAUCCAAAGCUCUCUCCACUCUCUCAGCUCACAUCACAGUGGUUUUUCUUUUCUUUGGUCCCACUCUGUUUAUAUAUACAUGGCCCCAACCUAACUCACAGAUUGACAAAUUUCUUGCCCUGUUUGAUGCAGUUCUUACUCCUUUUCUGAACCCAGUAAUCUACACAUUCAGAAAUAAAGAGAUGAAGGUUGCAAUAAAGAGAGUUUUCAAAACAUUAUUAACUUUUAGAAAUAUUUCAUAA